CACGAGGCCAACGAGACCAGCGCAUGUGCGCAGGUACAAGGAAUUCCCUUCUCUCCUGCUCAAUUUAGCGCUCGUUUUUCGACGUUUAUUUAUCAACAGGCGAUGGUGAUGAUAUGGGCUUCCAUGGGCUUGACCUCCGUUCUGCUUUCCAACAUUUCGGCGAUGCUGAUCUCGUUCAAAUUGUACCGAGACUGGGACUUCCGUGUGUCCAGCGUUCGUUGGUUAUUCCUCACGUUUUUCGUUUAUCUAUGGCUCUACACACUCGGACGUGCAAGUUACUAUCUCUGGGUCGUCAUGCUACCAAUCAAGGAAUUCGUAGACGGCAACAACGCCGUGCCAUACACAAGCAAACAAUUGGACCAGCUAGGAAUUUACGCUACGACAGAUCUCGAAGCAGCGCGAAGGUUAUUCCCGACUACAAUUUUGUGUUUCUGCGACGUCAUGCACUUUGCAGUAGCAUUUUGGGUAUUACCACUCAUCUACGAACUGUCAAAAAUCGCGGCGAAAUCGAUGGACAGAGGCACCGCCAAGGAAAAAGCCAAAAUUCGGAUGUAUAUUAUCGUGGGCCAUGGACUUAUUACCUGCUUUCUGGUCGCAGUGGUGAUUUUAAGUGUUAUUGGAGGUGGGUACUCGAGUUAUACCUACCGAUUAGCACUCGCCAUCUACGUCAUGCAGAUUAUCACGCUUGUGUACAUGGGUGUGGUGUUGUUCCUGCUGAAAUGUAAGGGGCGAGAUGUCGAGUCAAUCAACGGUAAGUUCCAAGCUUCACCAGUCUACAAGCGACUCAAAUGGAUCAUGUUUGCGUACGCGCUCUUUGCGCUCCAGUACGAGGCCACAUCACUCUUCACGUACGUGUACACACCUCGUGAUGAAGCAACGUUGAGCUACAUUGGCAUCAGUCAAGUCAUGUACAAUGCCACGGGUCUUGCCUUGGCUCUUUGUGCGGGCUGUAGUCUGCCAUGUACAUUACGGUUCUGCGGUUGCUGUAUCCCCGAUGAGAUUCUCGUUCAGCUUGUGGUAGAGUCCAACCGAGGGGAAAUUCCUUGCAUGACAACCCGUGACGAGACGGUGGAGCCUCCUGUUUUAAACCCGGUGUUUGUUGUGACGGAUAUCGAGUCGUCCAGUGCGUUGUGGGGUAUCGAUGACGGUAAGGUGAUGCAACGGGCGAUACAGGUACACGAUGAUACGCUGCGUUCACUGUUGACACCGUAUCGAGGGUACGAGAUUACUACGGCCGGAGACUCCUUUCAGCUGGCCUUCCACACGAUUCGUGAAGCCGUCUCGUACUGUUUGGAUGUCCAGCUUCAGUUGCUGGCCGCUGAAUGGCCCAAAGAGCUUCACGGUCUUGUACCAGCGACCAAGAAGCGACGAGCAGGCCACCGAGUCAUUUUCCGUGGAUUGCGUGUACGAAUGGGAAUUCACGAUGCUAUGGGCUCUGACGGACACCUUCACCAUAGCCCUCACGCUGUCACGGGUAAGACCGUCUACACUGGAGCGUCUGAGGUGAUCGCAAGCGAAGUGAGUGACGUGGGUGCUGGCGGACAGAUCCUCAUCACGCGACGAAUUGCUGAAUGGUUAAUGACCAACAAGGACGUUUUACCUAUGGAUUACUCUGUCGAUUACCUGUGCGACUACAUGGUCCCGCAAGUAAACAUGCACGUGGCAGUCUACGAAGUUCUGCCGGAAGAACUCGCUCGACGCAAGAAGAUUUUCGCGCAGGACCAGAACAGCCGAAUCCCGCACGUCGCGAACCGAUCAGCCUCGGGCUCCACUAUACUGGAGAGUGGCCUUGAGACGCCUCUGGGUUCACCCACAUCGUGGUUCCAGACUCCUCGUACUCCUCAACGAGUGAGUACUUUUAGAUCAUAGCUUGUUGUUAGUGAAGUAUAAUAUCCUGUACAGUAGCUUGUAGUGUUCGUGCUGUAAAAUAUUUCACAUUUUUCUUCUAUUCCGAACAAGAAGUUGCUACUUCAAGC
Phytophthora nicotianae INRA-310 is the source of this 1976-nucleotide messenger RNA. RefSeq lists its product as hypothetical. The record is from RefSeq and is a predicted model, not a curated record. Gene Ontology annotation, biological process: intracellular signal transduction; cyclic nucleotide biosynthetic process. Bases 103 to 1869 code for a protein of 588 amino acids. NCBI's taxonomy places the organism in Eukaryota, Oomycota, Peronosporomycetes, Peronosporales, Peronosporaceae. The transcript has a single exon.